AUGGGUAGCAAGAGGGCGCUUAUGCCUCGACCGUGGGGCCUUCCGGGAAGGGCUCAGCCCAAUAAGGACGUCACACCCCUCACUUCAAGCGCACCUCUAUAUCGACCGAACCACUCUAAGGGUCUAGUCAAUAAAACCGAUGAAUCACGUGAACCGGGAAGGAAGAAGGGGCCUAGGCACGUACACUUGAGUGGCAAAGGAAAAUGGGAUCGUACCUAUUUUUCCGAGGCCGUUCGGACAUACGGUUCUCGUGAAAGAUCAAGUUGGUGA
Molecule: messenger RNA, 270 nt
Organism: Dovyalis caffra
Lineage: Eukaryota; Viridiplantae; Streptophyta; Magnoliopsida; Malpighiales; Salicaceae
Source: the annotation of a GenBank genome assembly